AGAUGGGGCCCAAGUCCUCUUUUCCACCUCCUCUUCUCUUGUUCCUGUCUUCUUUCCUACUCUUCUCCUCGGCCGCCCAGGCCUUUAAUAUCACCAGGCUCCUGGGCCAGUUCCCUGAUUUGUCCACCUUCAAUAGCUAUCUAUCUCAGACCAACAUCAGCAUCGGGAUUAAUAGAAGACAGACCAUUACCGUCCUCGCCGUUGAGAAUGGUGCCAUUGCUCCAAUCUCCGGCAAAUCGAUGGAUGAUAUUAAGAACAUCCUGCGCCUGCACGUGAUUCUUGAUUACUAUGAUGUUGCCAAGCUCCAUAAGUUGUCCAACAAGACAGCUCUUCUAACCACUCUGUUCCAGGCCACCGGUCAGGCUAAUGGGCAACAAGGGUUCUUGAAUGUAACAGAACUGAGCAGUGGACAGGUUGUUUUCGGGUCUGCAGUAGCAGGGUCAGGUCUCCAAGCCAAGCUGGUUAAGACCGUUGCUUCUCAGCCUUUUAACAUUUCCGUGCUUCAGAUCAGCACCCCUAUACUAGCCCCUGGUAUUGGAGGGGUGGUGGCCGUCCCAGUUUCUCCACCACCUUCUGGAUCGCCUGCUGCUGCGCCAAAGGCAGCUGAAGGUCCAGGGGCGUCCAAAACCACCCCACCUCCUGCCAAGGCUCCAUCAGCAGAAGCUCCUGCACCAUCUGGUGACUCUGCUGAAGCCCCAUCUUUUGCUGAUGUGCCGGCAGCUGAUGGCCCAGGGGCUGAUGCGCCAGCUGGUGAUGCUCCCCUCAGCUCUCCACCUAUGCCUGCAGCUGAUGGACCCGUGGCUGAUGGAUCACAUGCAGAUGCACCCAGUGCCGAUCGAACUUCAGGCACCACUCAAGUAGCUAUUGGCACAUGCCUUGCUGUUGUAAUGCCAUUCGUGUCGGUCUUGUUAGAUCUCUAGGAUUUGAAUGGGAAGUAAAGGAGGAUAGGUGGGGAAAAAGAAUGGUUUUCAUGUAAAAAACAGAAAGAGGUCACACAGGUAUCGGAAUUGGACAAGAAAUUUUAGAAUGUACACAUUUUGAUACGAGCAGCAUUUUCCCAUUAUAAAGAAACUACCAUUAACUCAA
Messenger RNA from Vitis riparia (riverbank grape), 1086 nucleotides. Its product is annotated as fasciclin-like arabinogalactan protein 14. Lineage: Eukaryota; Viridiplantae; Streptophyta; Magnoliopsida; Vitales; Vitaceae. The coding region runs from base 3 to 920 and encodes 305 amino acids. Gene Ontology annotation, cellular component: plasma membrane. The transcript has a single exon. The record is from RefSeq and is a predicted model, not a curated record.